This is a messenger RNA of Pseudoliparis swirei, 461 nucleotides long. RefSeq names its product protein disulfide-isomerase TMX3-like. The transcript has 4 exons. The coding region runs from base 174 to 461 and encodes 95 amino acids. Gene Ontology annotation, cellular component: endoplasmic reticulum. Gene Ontology annotation, molecular function: protein disulfide isomerase activity. Lineage: Eukaryota; Metazoa; Chordata; Actinopteri; Perciformes; Liparidae. Gene Ontology annotation, biological process: peptidyl-cysteine oxidation. The record is from RefSeq and is a predicted model, not a curated record.
UCCUCCUCGUUUCCUCCCUCCCUGUUUCCUCCCUCCUCGUUUCCUUCCUCCUCGUUUCCUCCCUCCCCGUUUCCCUCCUCGUUUCCUCCCUCCCUGUUCAGGACUCUAAUCCCUCAGAUUAGCGUCAGCAGGCAGCAGAUGAGCCGUUGAUCCGUCUGUGAGCUUCAGUCGCCAUGUGGACCCCGAGGACCAGCAGGACCAGCAGGACCAGCAGGACCGCGGUCCUGCUCUCAGUGCUGCUGGCUGCCUCGGCGUGGGCCUUCGUGGAGGAGCUCGAUGACACCUUCAUGGAGACGAGAGGAGACGACGACGUCUGGCUCAUCAAAUUUUACGCCCCCUGGUGUUCGUUCUGCAAACAGCUGGACCCGCUGUGGCAUCAGAUCGGAUCAGAACUCCGGAGGCAGGGCUCGCCGGUCAGCGUCGGUAAAGCAGACGCCACGGCCAGCACCGGUAAGACCUGA